AUGGCGCAUCAUUCGCUCAAUCAGUACCUCACUAAAGUAGAACAUGCCUUUAGGAAAGAUGAUGGUUUAACUGCAGCUACAUUGUUUUCUUUUAAACAUCCACAUGUCGCAAACCGACGUCUCCAACUGGAAAAACCAGAAGCCGAUUGUCAGAAUUUUUUUGACCCACCAUUUGAUGAAUUGGUAGCUGCACAUCUCAAAUGCUGCUGGGCUGUAGCCAACAAUGAUUUCCUUAGUGCUUAUGGCUGCCAAGCAUUGGUUGUCCAAUAUCCUUUUGUAGUUUGUUUAGAUCUACGACGUUUUGCUAUUCGAGCUGAUGCUCAAACAGUGAAGAAAGGCAAGGGCAAAAGUGGAGAGAAGCUAGAAAAAGCAGCUGAGCUUUUGAUGGGCUGCUUCAGAGUGUGUGCUAGUGACAGUCGUGCUGCAACAGAAGAUUCAAAGAAAUGGGGAAUGCUCAAUUUAGUGAAUCAGUUAUUCAAAAUCUACUUCAAGAUCAAUAAACUUCAUUUGUGUAAACCUUUGAUUCGAGCCAUUGAUAGCUCUCCUUUAAAAGAUCGGUUUAGUCUUUCACAACUUGUUACUUACAGAUUUUUUGUAGGAAGGAAAGCUAUGUUUGAUAGUGACUUCAAAGCAGCCGAAGAAUACCUUACCUUUGCUUUUGAGCGUUGCCAUAAAGAAAGUCGAGGGAACAAGAGGCUUAUCCUUAUUUACUUGUUACCUGUAAAAAUGUUGUUGGGUUACAUGCCCAAAGUGGUUGUGCUGAAAAGAUAUGAUUUGAUGCAAUUUGCUGAUGUGGCCAAAGCUGUAAGCUCAGGCAAUUUGUUGUUGCUGAAUGAAGCUUUACAACGUAAUGAAGCAUUUUUCAUCAAAUGUGGAAUUUACCUGAUUCUUGAGAAGCUGAAAAUCAUUACUUACCGUAAUCUCUUCAAGAAAGUCUAUUUGAUCCUAAAAAGCCAUCAGUUGCCCAUUGAAUCCUUUACAACAGUUCUUAAAAUGAUGCAGGUGGAAGACAUUGAUAAUGAUGAGACCGAAUGUAUUUUGGCAAAUCUGAUUUAUGAAAACAAAGUCAAGGGUUAUAUUUCACAUCAACACCAGAAGCUGGUUGUGAGCAAGCAGAAUCCGUUCCCAGUUCUCUCAUCAGUGCUUUGA
Acanthosepion pharaonis is the source of this 1149-nucleotide messenger RNA. Lineage: Eukaryota; Metazoa; Mollusca; Cephalopoda; Sepiida; Sepiidae. The record is from the annotation of a GenBank genome assembly.